Colletotrichum truncatum is the source of this 504-nucleotide messenger RNA. RefSeq names its product CDC25-like phosphatase YCH1. Gene Ontology annotation, cellular component: cytoplasm; nucleus. The record is from RefSeq and is a predicted model, not a curated record. Gene Ontology annotation, molecular function: protein tyrosine phosphatase activity. Lineage: Eukaryota; Fungi; Ascomycota; Sordariomycetes; Glomerellales; Glomerellaceae.
AUGAACGUCAUCUCGACACGAGUCCUGCCCUUCAAACGCACCAUGACGACCAUCGCAACAUUACAGCGUAUUACCGCUGACAAGCUCUCCACCAUCCUCUUGGCGGAGCAGGCGGCCGCGAACCCCUCGGUCGCCGUAGUCGACGUCCGCGACAAUGAUUAUAUCGGCGGCCACAUCAAGGGCUGCAUCAACAUGCCCGCAAACACCCUCGACGUCAUGAUGCCGACCCUCGUCCGCCGCCUCGAAGGCAAGAAGACUGUCGUGUUCCAUUGCGCCUUGUCGCAGCAGCGAGGACCCAGCGCCGCCCUUCGCUACCUUCGGGAACGCGACCAGAUCCUCGCCUCUAAGCCUGCAGACCCAUCAAAGGGGACUGCUGCAGCGGAACCACAGACUGUCUACGUUCUUGACCGUGGCUUCGUCGGCUGGCAGGAAGUCUAUGGCGAGGACGAGCGACUGACCGAAGGAUACAGCAAGGAGCUCUGGAAGGACGGAUACUGGGCUUGA